CUGCACUACGUGGAGUUUUUAAUUACGUUUUCUUUUUGUUGGAUAAAGCAAAGUCACGUGACGAACCCAGAAUGACGUCAUGAAGAAAUUGAAACUUAAGGGAGGUCUGAAUUGACGCAACGCACGGGUGUUACCCAACAACACGAGACUUAUUAUUUUGAGAGUAUUGUGAGCUUUUACUUUGUUCUUAAGGGGUCAUGUAACGUUAUGGGUUUUGAGUUGGUAUUCCGGCUGCUUUUUAUUUAAGAUGGAAACUAGGAACUAUCUUUCUGAACUAAAUGAGUACGCAAAGGCAACGCGCGCUCCGCUGAAGUUUGAAGGAUUUGCCGCCGGCCCUGGUUAUGAUCUAACACAUACCCAGUGGGUAGUCUUUAAUGGUAAAGUCUAUCCCAAUGGUGUGGGCAAGAACAAGAAGGAGGCCAAGCACAAUGCCGCUAAAAAUGCCCUAGAAUACUUGUUGGAGAACCGAGAUCAGAACACGGAUGCAGAGGAGAAACACUGUUCAUCAGGUCAACAGAAAGAUAAAAUAGAUCAGACAGUGUGGGAUAUCAGCAAUCGGUUCAGACGCCUCAGUGGCAACUUGCAUGCCAACAAAGACAGACGAAGGGAAGGAGAGGCGGAUUUCAUAUCAAUGAUUGCCCAGUACUGUCAGAAAACCAACCGCUGCCAUUCAUACAUUGAAGAGAGGAGACGCUUUCUAGAUCGUCGGCAUCAAUUUUUCUACAAAUUAAUGAUAGACAAAAGGUUGUACCCUGAAGGGGAGGGUGGGACUGUAAAGGAAGCCAAACGAAAUGCAGCUCGGCUGGCCUGGUCUGCUCUCCAAGAACAGUCGGACUGGGACAGCAAGGUGUCUAUCAACUCAACAGCAGAAGAUUGUCCUUCACCCGUGUUGCUUAGUCGAUCAACUACACAGGAGUCCCUCGAAUCGUCAGCAGAGAGCAGGCCAAUGGGCACAGGAAGCCCAAUAACGUCAAACCCUUCCAGGGCUCAGAUUCCCUUAACGUCAGCUGCUUCUGGACACGCUGUCUUUGACAGGUUGUCAGCAACAAGUUCACUAGAGUCUCUUGCAUCGUCUCAAAGCCAGUCAACGGGCACAAGUGGCUCAGUAAUAUUCACAGAUUCAUCAAACUCUUCCAGGGAUCAGGAUGCUGUCAAAGUCCAGAUUUCUGGAAAUAGUCAGAAAGAGACAUCCAUCCCGUCCAGGUUCACGUCGGAGUUUGAUCCCAUGGAGCUUCUUGGCAGAGGAGCGUUUGGUCGUGUUUACAAAGCAAAACAUAAAAUGCUGAAUAACGUGUAUUAUGCUGUAAAGGUUGUCCGCUGUGAAGAGAAAUCUCUUCGAGAAAUGGGGACGUUAUCAGAACUCCUCCACCCUAAUAUCGUCAGAUACUACACAUUUUGGGUGGAGGAUUCAGGAUACAGGAAUCCUGAAUUAGCUGACGGUGCAGCUGACAGUUCAGAUACUUACGGCUCCUCCCAGACGUCGAGUAAUUCAUCUGCAAAGUACUUCUAUAUUCAGAUGGAGUUAUGUGAUACCAAAACACUAAAGCAUUGGAUUGUUGAGAAGAACAAGGAGUCUCUGCAAGACUCCAAGCGAAGAGAAGAAGGUCACAGCAUCACUGAGCAAAUAGUUAGUGCAGUCGAAUACAUCCACUCCAAGAGGCACGUCCACAGGGACCUUAAGCCUGAAAACAUCUUGUUUGGACUUGAUGGAAAAGCGAAGAUUGGAGACUUUGGUCUGGUCACCCAAGAUGAUGAUGGUGAUGACAAUGCCCUGAUGGAGAGAUCACGGGAAAGAGGAACGCACAGUUACAUGGCUCCUGAACAAAGAGAGAAGAAAUAUGACCGAAAAGUGGACAUAUUUGCUUUGGGCUUGAUUUACUUUGAAAUCCUCUGGAAACUCUCUACUGGCCACGAAAGAGCAGAGGUUUGGAAUGAUGCCAGAAGUCAGAAGCUCCCUGAAAUGUUUUCACAGACUUUUCCCCUAGAGAACCAAAUCAUCAAGUCGAUGCUGCAUCAGAAGCCUGAAGACCGACCCGAAGCAAGUGAACUGAAGGCAAAAAUGGAGAUCUGUGCUCAGAUAUAUAACACACAAAAUGUACAUCUGGCAAAUGCUACGGCCUGAUUAUCACAAGGAAUUGUGAUACGUUUUUAGCAGCAAAUAUAAAUGUAUCUGUUUUAUUGCCACCAAUAUUAGGUUCUCGUACUGCGCACACAGCUCUUCACAAGCUCACAUCCUUACUCCCUCAAACGCACAACCAUGGCAACGGUUAGCAGUCUGGAACUCAAGGACACGUCAACUUGAGGACAGGAGAUGAAAUUAUUAACAAUUCAAACUAUGAACACACUAGAAAGCAAGUUUUAAUGAAUCAUGAAAUCAGGUUCAUUGUGAUUUCAGAACAUGACCUUUACUCAAUAAUCGUGUGCCGGGGAUUUCUGUGUCUGCAGUUGACAUUUUAUUAUAAAGUCAAAAUGGUUAAAGUGAUGUCACAUAGUGUCCCAUUGCAGCCUUGGUUUGGAAUGUGCUUGUUCAUAAUGGUUAGCCUGGAUGUACGUACUAUAUUUUAUAUUUAGACAGUACUGUACAAAAACCUUUGGAUGAGCAUUGUCUCUCGCGGCAGGGGCUUCUCAUUUGGUUUGGUUUGUUGAGGUUUUGCAUCCAUUUAUCAUAACAAUAUUGUCAAUAUUUUAUUAGUUCCAACAAUAUUCUUUUACAGAAUUUUGAGAUAUAUUGAUGAGUUGGGUAUUGGUGGCUCAUUGAUGCUCAACUCAAAAAAAUAAAUAACAUAAAAAUAAAACCUGUAUAAAUGUC
Molecule: messenger RNA, 2809 nt
Organism: Gasterosteus aculeatus aculeatus (three-spined stickleback)
Lineage: Eukaryota; Metazoa; Chordata; Actinopteri; Perciformes; Gasterosteidae
Product: interferon-induced, double-stranded RNA-activated protein kinase
Biological process (GO): eiF2alpha phosphorylation in response to endoplasmic reticulum stress
Cellular component (GO): nucleus; cytoplasm
Molecular function (GO): ATP binding; eukaryotic translation initiation factor 2alpha kinase activity
Source: RefSeq, a predicted model, not a curated record